AUGGUCGAGAACUUCCUCAGAGAAGGUAAACUCUCUCAGGCACGCCAACUGUUUGAUCAAAUGCCUCACAAGAACACAAUCUCCAGAAACAUGAUGCUCUCGGGCUACGUGAAAUCAGGGAAUCUCGUUGCUGCCAGGGAGUUGUUUGAUACCAUGUCUGAUCGAACUGCGGUUACAUGGACGAUUUUGAUUGGUGCCUAUGCGCAGACUAAUCAGAUUUCUGAUGGGUUUAAGGUUUUUGGUGAAAUGUAUAGGUGGGGAACAGUGCCGGAUGAUGUGACUUUUGCAACUCUUUUAUCUGGGUGCAAUGAUCCCGAUGUGGUCAAUGAGUUAGUUCAAGUUCAUGCUCAUGUUGUUAAGUUAGGAUAUGAUUCAUCUCUCAUUGUCUGCAAUUCUUUGGUUGAUUCUUAUUGCAAGAUUUAUGAUCUUGACUCGGGUAGUUUGCUCUUUAAGGAAAUGGCUGAGAGGGAUUCUGUAACUUUUAAUGCACUGAUAACAGGGUACUCAAAACAUGGGUUGAAUGAAGAAGCUAUCAGCGUUUUCUUGGAAAUGCAGAGGUUGGGUUUCAAGCCUUCAGAUUUUACAUUUGCAGCAAUUCUUUGCGCUGUGGUUGGGUUAGGUGACUUACCCCUGGGGCAGCAAGUUCAUGGUUUUGUGGUGAAGAUGAACUAUGUUUGCAAUGUGUUUGUGGGAAAUGCAUUGCUCGAUUUCUACUCAAAACAUGAUUGUGUUGUUGAAGCUAGGAAGCUUUUUGAUGAGAUGCCAGAGGUAGAUGGUGUUUCUUAUAAUGUGAUCAUCACGGGUUAUUCACGGAUAGAGCAAUAUCAAGAGUCCCUUAAGUUCUUCCAAGAAUUACAGUGUUCUGGAUUUGAUCGGAGCAACUACCCAUUUGCAACGCUGUUGAGCAUAACAUCUAAUUUGUCAAACCUGCAAAUUGGUCGACAAAUUCAUUCCCAUGUUGUUAUGACAGCAGCUGAUUCAGAACUCCUGGUUGGGAAUGCUUUGGUUGACAUGUAUGCCAAAUGUGACAGAUUUAAUGAAGCUGAAAAGAUAUUCAUGAAUCUGGCCCACAGAAGCACAGUUUCUUGGACAGCCCUGAUUUCAGCUUAUGUUCAGAAAGGACUUCACGAAGAAGGCCUAAAGCUGUUCAAUGAGAUGCAAAGAACUGGUGUAGCAGUAGACCAGGCUACCUGUGCCAGCAUCUUGAGAGCGUCUGCAAGUUUGGCUUCAAUGUCACUGGGAAGACAACUCCACUCAUUUAUAAUCAGAUCAGGCUUCAUGUCAAAUGUUUUCUCGGGAAGUGCACUUGUUGACAUGUAUGCAAAAUGUGGUUCCAUUAAAGAUGCAGUUCAAAUCUUUCAGGAGAUGCCUGAAAGGAACUAUGUUUCUUGGAAUGCAUUGAUCUCAGCCUUCGCACAAAAUGGAGAUGGUGAAGCUACCUUCAAUGCAUUUGAAGAGAUGAUUCAGUCAGGUUUCCAGCCAGAUUCAGUUAGCUUCCUCAGCCUUUUAACUGCUUGCAGCCACUGCGGGCUUGUCGAAAAAGGAUUGCAACAUUUCGAGUCCAUGACUGAAAUCUAUGGACUUGUUCCAAAAAGAGAGCAUUAUGCAUCCAUGGUAGAUAUGCUGUGCCGAAAUGCAAGAUUUGUCGAGGCAGAGGAGCUAAUAGCCAAAAUGCCAUUCAACCCUGAUGAAAUAAUGCGGUCAUCAGUCUAA
This is a messenger RNA of Carica papaya (papaya), 1713 nucleotides long. RefSeq names its product Pentatricopeptide repeat (PPR) superfamily protein. Gene Ontology annotation, molecular function: zinc ion binding; protein binding; RNA binding. NCBI's taxonomy places the organism in Eukaryota, Viridiplantae, Streptophyta, Magnoliopsida, Brassicales, Caricaceae. The record is from RefSeq and is a predicted model, not a curated record. Gene Ontology annotation, biological process: RNA modification.